AUGGAUCACAGAGGUCUUUAUUGUCCAGCCGAGUUGGACGUGCUGUAUCAAGAUCGGAAUAGGUCAGAGACUACAAUCUGUCUCCCAUCACCCUCACCUGCAAAGCGGGGAUCAUCUUACUACCCAAAGGCCGGCGCAAAGUUCCUCGAAGAGUCUAAUCUCGAUCCCUUCUACCUGGAGGAAUCAUUGGCCGCUACGCCAUCGUGGAAUCCUUACACAUCGGAUAUGCGCAAUGAUAGUUUUGAAGACGAAAGCCAAUACUAUUCUCUGUCCCUGACCCACAACAAGGACAUCCACAACCCUUUACAGUACCCUGGACCUGAUCGCUCCACGCUGGCUCAGGUGGAGUUGGAGAACAGCUUGAGAUUCCACCGAUACACUCCCUCAACGGAGGAACACAGUCCGCUCCACAGCAGCCACGUAUCGUUCAGCUCCGUUCAUACAGACAGCACCACUCCCGACUUGACGCCUAGCAGCUCCUUUUCUUCUGCCUACGAUUCACCUAGUUGCACCGACGCCGUCUUUGAGGCGACUCAGCAGCUGUACGAGCACGCAAACCAGGUCCAGAUUGAGCCCCGUCGCCGGUUCUAUCUCCCUGCAUCUACACCACCUGCUUACUCUCUUCCCCCUCCCCCACCGGUCCCUCCUUUCACACCGGCGGAUGCUCGUCCAACCACGCCUUGCUUUCAACAAUCGAACGACUCUACCACUACUAUCACCAUGGGCUACGAGGACGCUACAGCGUCAUGCUCAUCGCGGACUCGCCGCAGGAAGCAGCCUCCAGCCGUUCUGAACCUGUCGCGCGCCGCGAGCUUCCACAACACAUCACGCCGCAAGCAAUCUAGCCCGGGAACACGCCCACCACUCGACGCUUCCAUGAUCUCCCCUCCAUCCCUGAUCAAUCCUGUCACCAUGGAGCCUCAUAUGACCCACUUUGACCACCCUCUUUUCAUCCCCGCCAACGACUGCGCUAGUCCAGUUCCUAGCCCUGUGGCUAGCUCUCCGCCCAUCUCUCGCCAAUGGACGGCAACCUCGAUGGAGCGGCCAUCGAUCUCUACCAUUGAUGUCUUCUGCGAGCAGUCAGUCUGGGAGUCCGACUCCGAGUCUGAGUCUGCAGGCCGUAAAUCAAUGUCUCGCCGCCCCAUAGACACGCUACGGAAAGUUCGCAGCCGCGCUAAGCUUCGUGGCGCCAAGUCCCAGCCCAAACUUCAUCAAGCUAUGCUCGAUGGGCAGACAUUUGAGCAAUUUCCACGCAUGUCAGAGGAUAUCCUGGGAGAGCCUAUCCCAGAAGCAUUCCGUCCCAGCAUGGAUCGCCCCAGCACUAGCAAGGAUGGUGUGCGACCGAAAGAUGGCUUGAACACACUGCGUCUCGUUGCCCCCUCCUCCACCUCUCUGACUCGCCCUCCUCGCUCGCGCAAGAAUAGCAGUACCAACAGCUCCGACGUUGACCGAUCUGCUGCUGCUGCUUUCCAAGCACAGUUCCGGCGCCGCCAGCGUUCUGACUCCCCUACAUACUCAAACAAUUCCAACUCUGAGCAGGGUGAAGAGGAGAAGUUGACCUCGUUCUGCUACGACCUGUACUCCCAAGCCCCAACCAACUUUCAAGCCCCCACCAAUGGAGUUCGCGAGCAGCGGCCCCUCUUCCAGCGAUUCAUGAGCUCCCUACGUUCAUUGAAUUGCCAGAAGCCCCAAAAGUCCCACAAGAAGACGAAUGUUACUACUAUCUGA
Messenger RNA from Penicillium coprophilum, 1728 nucleotides. RefSeq lists its product as uncharacterized. The coding region runs from base 1 to 1728 and encodes 575 amino acids. The transcript has a single exon. The record is from RefSeq and is a predicted model, not a curated record. NCBI's taxonomy places the organism in Eukaryota, Fungi, Ascomycota, Eurotiomycetes, Eurotiales, Aspergillaceae.